GGGCCCACCCGCUAGCGAAAGCACUCCUAUACAUAAAAUUUGGACAAAAACGGGGGGGGGUGUUUUUCUGUUUGCUUGAUACUCUGCCUUUUCCACCAAAGAUCUCCAAUUGCCAUUUGAUCUCUGUAGCAUUGGACCAUGUCAUUUCUGGGUAUCUACAAGGCGACGUAUGCGUACGUGCCUCAGAACGACCAGGAGCUGGCGAUUGACGAGAACGACCUCCUGUACCUGCUGGAGAAGUCGGAGGUUGACGAUUGGUGGACUGUGAAGAAAAGAGUUGUGGGUGCUGACGCCGAGGAGCCUGUUGGGUUGGUUCCCUCCAAUUAUAUCGCUCCUGCCGAUGCCAUUGGCACUGCUCGUGCACUGUAUGACUAUGAUAGACAGACAGAUGAGGAGCUUUCAUUCAAGGAGAACGACCAGUUCCAAGUGUACGACGAUAAGGACCCGGAUUGGAUCCUGGUAUCGAAGUCGCAAGAGUACGGUUUUGUCCCGGCAAACUACAUCGAGAUGAGACCUGGUGCCUCUGCUGGUGCCACUGCCGCCCCAGUGGCUCAAUCGCAGCCACUUGAGUCCUUUCCACCACCACCAUCGCAUCCAACGGUUGCGUCCACGCCGGCAAAGGCUGCGCCAGAACCGGUCUUGCAACCGCCUCCGCAAAGAUACGACAGACCAACGAGCUCUGAUAAUACACAGCAGGGAUACGACGACCACGAGGAGGAAGAGGAGGAGACUCCUCCUGCGUUGCCUUCUAAGCCAAGACCUCAGUCCGUUGAUCAAGGCUCUCGUCGUUACUCCUCAGAAGAAGAGGCGCCGCCGCCAAAGCCAUCAAGGCCAACCACGCAGGACGGCUCCUCGUCAUCACAGCGCUUCAACGAUGAUGUCGGUGACUUGUACACGUGGGCGGUCAGUGAGGUUGACGGUAGAAAGAAGAAGAAGGCCAUGCUUGCAAUUGGUAAUGGUAACAUCUACUUCUCGCCAGACUCUGUCAACGGAGGAUCCCCACAGCAAUGGAGAGCACAGGACCUCCUUUCUUUCAGUUCUGAGAAAAAGCACGUCUUUCUCGAGUUCAAGGACCCUCUCUACUCGCUGGAGAUCCACGCCGGUACUAAUGAGGUUGCAGCCCAGAUACUGUCAGUGCUGGGUGAUUUGAAAGGUUCGGUUUCCCAAAAGGGGUUGAAAGAGAUCAAGGAUGCUUCAUCGUCGAAAGGCUCGAAGAAGAGAAGCGGUAAAAUCCUUUACAACUUUGAAGCAGAAGGUGCUGAUGAGUUGAGUGUUCGUGAAGGUGAUUCUGUCACCAUUAUAAACAGCACAAAGUCUAAGGAUUGGUGGCUGGUGCAAAACACCGUCACUGGAAAGGCGGGUGUUGUUCCUGCACAGUUUGUCGAGCCCGUGGCUGAAGAGAAACCAAAGAGCUCCUUGGCCAGUAAGUUCAAACUGUCAAGAUCCAAAUCGAAGGAUAACUUGAAGAAGGCCAAGCCGGAAGAAGAGGAGAGAUCAAAGUUGUCCUUACCGAAGAGUUCUCGUGUCAGAACUUGGGAGGAUCGCUCGGGUACUUUUAGAGUGGAUGCCGAGUUCCUCGGUGUCGUUGAAGGUAAAAUCCACCUGCACAAGACAAAUGGAGUGAAGAUUGCAGUUGAUGCAGGAAAGCUUUCACUUGCAGACUUGGAGUUUGUUGAAAGAGUUACAGGAAUGUCAUUAGAGUCUUACAAAGCCAAGCGUGGAUCCUCGAAGGACACUGGUGAAAGCGAUCGUGAAAGAAGAGCUAGAAAGGAGCGUGAACGCAAGAGAAAGGAGCGUGAUGAGCAGGAACGUGAUCGUAUUCGGUAUGAGCGUGAGAGAAUGGAGAGGGUUUCUGAGCGUGAGAAACUUGAACGUGAACGUGAUAGAAAAGAACGUGAACUGGAGAGAAGAGAACGUGAAAUGGACAAGGAAGAAAGAGAUCGUUUGCGCCAUGAGCUGGCUGAUGCUAAGAGAAAACUUGCUGAUAUGGCUUCCAAAGAAAAUGACUACAGUAGAUCAACUUCAAGGGACAGAUCAACGUCGAGGGACAGACCAUCUUCAAGAGCUGUUUCUGGCUCUAAGAAAGAAGAAUAUGACUGGUUUGAAUUCUUCUUGGAAGCUGGUGUUGAUGUCAACCAGUGUCAAAGAUAUAGCAACAACUUUUCGAAUGAACAGAUUGACCCAAGCAUUCUCGAAUCUAUCGAUGCAUCAGUGUUGAGAACAUUGGGCUUACGUGAAGGUGAUAUAAUCAGGGUCACCAAGUACAUUGACCAGAAGUUUGAUCGUCAACAGAAGGCGGAUGUCGCAGGUGCUUCGUCUACAUCGAACGGUGGUCUCUUUACUGACUCUACAGGUGCUUUGAAAGUUAACCGUCCUGAUUCUGCUAAUCAAGUAGCUGGUUCUCUUCCAUCGCCAACGAAAACAGCUGCACAACCACAACCUACUGAUGAUGAUGCCUGGACUGUUAAACCUGCUGUGAAGGCUGAGGCUUCCACUGCUCCUAUACAAGCACAGUUUACUGGCUCUAUGCAAGACUUGGUCAAUUUGAAACCACUAGAACCAACAAAAACGGCCUCUUCUGCAAAAUCAUUUGCUCCUACGCCUGCUACGCCUGCUAAACCAAUUGAACCAGUAAAGACAGGCACCAUUGCUUCUCAACCAACAGGCUUAGCUGCACAGGCCACAGGUGCUCUAUUGGAUCCUUUCAAGACUGGUGGUGGAAACAUUCUACCUUUAACGACUGGUGGUAUUGUCUAUCUCCCAAUUCAGCAGACUGGUAUCAUUGGGUUGCAGCCAACAAUUAUGCCAUUACAAAAGACUGGUGGUUUGGCCCCUGCCUUAACUGGUGGUCUGGUGCCAUUGCAAAAAACUGGUGGUCUGAUCCCAUUACAGAAGACUGGAGGAAUGAAUCCUGCUCUAACUGGUGGCUUGGUACCAUUGCAAAGAACAGGUGGAAUUAAUCCUGCUCUCACUGGUGGUUUGCUUCCAUUGCAAAGAACUGGUGGCUUGCCUCAGACAUCGUUUGGACAACCAACUGGUUUACCUCAGACAUCAUUCGGUACACAGGUUACUGGUGGUUUACCACAGACAUCAUUCGGGGCUCAGAUGACUGGUGGAUUACCACAAACCUCAUUCGGUGCUCAAAUGACUGGUGGAUUACCACAAACCUCAUUUGGGGCUCAGAUGACUGGUGGAUUACCGCAAACCUCAUUCGGUGCUCAAAUGACUGGUGGAUUACCGCAAACCUCAUUUGGGGCUCAGAUGACUGGUGUUACUCAGCCAGCUUUGGGUGUACAGCAGAUGAACCAACCUCCAACUACCUCAUUUGGUGUACAAAACACGGGUUUCCAACAACAGCAGCAGCAAUUGCCAUUCGGUCCUAACCCAACUGGUUACAGCUUAUCAUCUCCGCCAACUUUCAACACAAAUGGACCUAUAUAUGGUCAACAGAUGAAUAACUUAACAACAUCUUUCCAGAAUGCAUCUAUCUCAACACCAUUUGGUCAACAACCACAACAGCAGCAACAGUCAUUUGGCCAGCAACAGUUUGGCCAGCAACAGUUUGGUCAGCAACCAUUUGGUCAACCUCAAACUUCAUUUGGUCAAGCCCCAGCUCUGUUUAAUCAGCAACCUCAACAACAGAUGCCACAAGCAACAUUCGGAGGUUAUUCUCAGCAACAGCCACUGGAAGCGCAGCCUACUGGUUAUGGGUUUGGUAAUACACCAUCAAAUGAUGGUUUUAAAAAGGCUGAUCUCAGUAAAGCUUCGGCUGAUAAUCCAUUUGGAUUUUAG
This is a messenger RNA of Williopsis jadinii, 3792 nucleotides long. RefSeq lists its product as uncharacterized. Gene Ontology annotation, molecular function: cytoskeletal protein binding; protein-macromolecule adaptor activity; ubiquitin binding. Gene Ontology annotation, biological process: actin cortical patch assembly; regulation of actin filament polymerization. Bases 139 to 3792 code for a protein of 1217 amino acids. Gene Ontology annotation, cellular component: nucleus. The record is from RefSeq and is a predicted model, not a curated record. The transcript is spliced from 2 exons. NCBI's taxonomy places the organism in Eukaryota, Fungi, Ascomycota, Saccharomycetes, Phaffomycetales, Wickerhamomycetaceae.